UAUGAUGAGUUUGCAUCUUUCUGAGAGAAGUGCCACAGUGUGUGCCAUUUUGGCCAUUUCUGAACAAGUGUUUGUGAGCUGCUGCAGCACUUUGCUCAGCUUUGUGUUGUAUACAGAAUGCCAGGCCUAGAUUGCAAGAAAAGACAACCCUGAGAAGAAAACCCACAUAGAGCUGGGGUUAGCGUGGCCUACAACUUUCCAAAGUGCAGGUUCCUCUUCAUACGUCUUCCGCCUUCUACAGUCUUUGCAUCCUUGUGCUCUUGUUUUUGAUGAAGUCAAGCACAGAGAGGAUAAAGUUUUCGGCAUCCAAUAACGACACAAAUCACACCGCUUUGGCUCAAAACUAAGAUCCAUCGUUCAAAAUGCUGGCAAUUCUGUGGUUUGGGUUUGUGCUGGUUGCACUCUCUGCAGGCGACAUUAUCUUCACAAAAGUCGGACAGACGGUCACCUUGGAUUGUGGGGUCAGCGCCUUCCGAAGGCAGCUGUCAUGGAGUCAUAGUCAAAGUGGUUCUAUUUAUGACGAUACUGGGAGGACCGUCCCUCGCAAAGGUUUAUCUAAAAUUGCAAAAAGGUCAAAGGUGAGGACAAUGAAUCUGGAAAUCUCUGGUGUGACAGAAGAUGAUGCUGGAAAACUGACGUGCACUGCAGAUGGGAACCGUCAUGAGCAUACGCUUCUUGUGGUGUCAGCCUCUGUCUCUCCCUCUGCCGUUGUCCAGCGGGGCCAAGAGGCUACACUUGAAUGUAGGAUUAAAUAUCUAAACCCUGGACCUACAGUGAGUUGGAAGAGGCCAAAUGGGUCUCCAUAUGGAGAGUCACCGACAGUUCAUCUCAAAGCUGUCGCUGACUCAGACAUCGGGACCUGGCAGUAUACAAUAACCUACAGCAGGAAGAAUUUCACUGGGUAUCUGGACAUUAAAUUAGAAGUGACUACUCCCGCCACCACCACAUCAAGCGAUUCCAAAAGCGCAAAGGACACCCACAAGCCAUCCGGCAAAGACCCUGGCGCUGGCCGUCAGCCAGGUGACGCUGCUCUGCUGGGACUCAGCUGGUGGGUUUGGCUGGUGAUUGGAGUCGGCUGCCUGGUUGUGAUUCUCCUCGUGGUCCUUAUCAUCGUCUUGUGCAAGAGGGUCAGAGCCAGGAAGAGGAAAUUUCUGAGGAUGAAGAAUUCCGCACAGCCGCUGAAACCCAAGAAGUACUGCCAGUGUGACCGCCAAGCAGCUGCAGCCAAACCGCAGCAAGGGCGCCGGAGAGAGAAGCCAUCAGCCCUCCCUCUGCAACCAUGCUAAUGAAGUGACAUGAAAGGCGAAACUGAAGAAAAGAGAGAAGAACGAAAGAGAGGUGGUUCGAGGGGGAAACGAGGAAGAGAUGGAGAGAGGGAGAAGAGGACCCCGUUGUGAAUACGCCGUGAAUGUAAAUGAGCCUUUAAAUGCGUGUGAUGAAAAACAAACCAAGUGUGAUGAUGUAAACAUUUUUCACUAAGUGUUACCGAUGAACAUACAAUACCCGUCUCAGCCUGUCCGUCUCCUACGACUCUGUAUCGACUCACCUGAGAACCAUUCAGUCAGACUGUCAUUCCUGUUUGUUGACUUUGUCUGUUUCCCUCCAUUAUUAUGCAUUCCUACUUAUUUUCCUGAAGACUUGAACUGUCUUGUACUUUUUUUUUUUUUACAUUUAUGCAGCAUAUUAACAUGCAACACAGAGUGUAAAUCAUUAACAUUCAUAUAUAUACUGCCUGCAAUUUGUCCUGCAUGAACAUUUUCUGUCUUUUUUUUCUGCAGUUAAUAAACUAAAGAUAUCCAAGUGCAAA
Stegastes partitus (bicolor damselfish) is the source of this 1807-nucleotide messenger RNA. RefSeq names its product CD4-2 molecule, tandem duplicate 1 (gene cd4-2.1). The coding region runs from base 363 to 1286 and encodes 307 amino acids. The record is from RefSeq and is a predicted model, not a curated record. Lineage: Eukaryota; Metazoa; Chordata; Actinopteri; Pomacentridae. The transcript has 9 exons.